Messenger RNA from Oryzias latipes (Japanese medaka), 6568 nucleotides. RefSeq names its product BTAF1 RNA polymerase II, B-TFIID transcription factor-associated (gene btaf1). Gene Ontology annotation, molecular function: ATP binding; TBP-class protein binding; DNA binding. The record is from RefSeq and is a predicted model, not a curated record. Lineage: Eukaryota; Metazoa; Chordata; Actinopteri; Beloniformes; Adrianichthyidae.
CUCCUCAUAUAAAAACAGUCUUGUGGCUCGCCCUCUACGUGCAACAAAAAUCGGCUUUAAUUCUUAUUAGGUUAAAAUAUUUAUCCGCAAGGACUUCUGAAGGGUAGACUAAGCUGUAUUUUAAUGGUUUCUGGCGACAUUUGCUGGUUUAACAGCGCAGAGGACGAACAGGGAGAACUUUGAAGACAUGAACCGGCUGUGAGCUGCCGUCUUCCCUCGCCGGAGUUCGGAUUGUCUCGACCACACUGUCCGGCCGGGCCUCGGCUAGCUAGCUGUAGCUGCUAACUAGUUGAUCCCUCCGUGGCGUCUUUACCUCACAGCGGAGCUUUUGAGCCGCAUAGGAGGAAACAUUCAAGGCACCAACUGAAUGCUGGACGUGAGACGGACAGAGUGACCAUGGCCGUGUCGAGACUUGACCGUUUGUUCAUCCUGCUCGACACCGGAACAACACCAGUGACCAGGAAAGCAGCAGCCCAGCAACUAGGAGAAGUAGUCAAACUCCACCCACACGAACUCCAUAACCUUCUGGCAAAGGUCUUAACGUAUCUAAGGAGUCCCAACUGGGACACUCGAAUCGCUGCAGGCCAGGCUGUGGAGGCCAUCGUGAAAAACAUUCCUGAGUGGAAUCCAAGUCCAAAGCCAAAGGAAGAGUCCUGUGAGGACCUGUCUCCAGAGGAUUCGUCAUCAGACCGCCUCAGCUUCUACCACUUUGACAUCUCGCGCUUGCUGAAACAUGGAGCGUCCCUGCUGGGAUCUGCAGGGGCCGAGUUUGAGCUGCAAGAGGAUAAAACUGGGGAAAUGGACCCUAAGGAACGCCUGGCCCGACAAAGGAAGCUUCUGCAGAAGAAGCUGGGCCUGGACAUGGGGGCUGCUAUUGGAAUGGACACAGAGGAGCUCUUUAAUGACGAGGACCUGGAUGACACCUGUCAGUCAAGUGUCGUCAAAGCUCACGGAGUGAAGGUCACCGCUGGCUGCAGUUCUCAUAACCAUCUGACCAUUCAAGCUGCAGAGUUGAUCGACUCUGAGUUCAGGACGGGCAUGAGCAGUCGUCAAAAGAACAAAGCAAAGAGGAUGGCCAAACUGGUGGCAAAGCAGAGGUCCAGAGAUGUGGAUCCCAAUGAAAAGAGCAAUGACAGUUUUGAGGGAGAACCUGAAGAGAAACGAAGGAAAACCACAAACGUGGUCAUUGAUCAACCGGCAGCGCAGCCAAAAGUCUUGAUUGACAACGUUCCAGACACCUCCAGUGUUCUGGAGGAGUCAAGCGAGUGGCCUCUGGAGAGCUUUUGUGAGGAGCUAUGCAACGAUCUGUUCAACCCGUCAUGGGAGGUUCGUCACGGCGCUGGCACAGGCCUCAGAGAAAUCCUGAAGUGUCACGGUGCUGCUGGUGGAAAGCUGGUGGGAAGCACUGCACAACAGAUGUCUCGGCAGCAUCAGGAGUGGAUCGAGGAUCUGGUCAUUCGGCUGCUGUGCGUCUUCGCUUUGGACCGCUUUGGAGACUUUGUCUCUGACGAGGUGGUGGCUCCUGUCAGGGAGACGUGCGCUCAGACCCUUGGUGUCGCUCUCCGCCACAUGAACGAAAGCGGCGUUUUCAUGACGGUGAAUGUCCUGCUUAAGCUGCUGAGGGAGGAUCAGUGGGAGGUCCGUCACGGGGGCCUUUUAGGCAUCAAGUACGCCUUGGCUGUUCGUCAGGACUUGAUGGGCGUCCUGCUGCCGCGGGUGCUCCCCGCCAUCACUGAGGGUCUCCAGGACUUGGAUGACGAUGUGAGGGCUGUGGCGGCGGCUGCGCUCAUCCCGGUGGUGGACGGCCUGGUUCAGCUCCAGACCAAUGAGGUACCCUCCAUAGUAAACACCCUAUGGGAUGCUCUUCUGGACCUGGAUGACCUCACUGCUUCCACCAACAGCAUCAUGACAUUGCUGUCCUCGCUGCUCACCUACCCACAAGUGCGACUGUGCAGCAUGCAGCAGUCGCUCACUGUCUUGGUUCCUCGAGUCUGGCCGUUCUUAAGGCACACGAUAUCAUCGGUGAGACGGGCAGCGCUGGAAACUCUCUACACGCUGCUGUCAACGGCUGACCAGAGUUGUGCAGUCUGGAUAAAUCCCAUAAUACAAGAUAUGCUGCGGCACAUUUUUCAGUCCUGUAUUCUGGAGAGCCACGAGGAAAUCCUUGAACUUAUUCAGAAGGUGUGGAUGGAGCUGCUCUUUCAGGCCCCCCAGCAGUAUGUGGUGGCAGCCAGCUGUCCGUGGAUGGGGGCCUGGCUCUGCCUCAUGAUGCAGGCCUCUCACAUUCCUAUUGACCAGAACAUGCUGCUGGAGGUGAAGGCUCGCUCCAAGGACAAAGCUGGUGCAAAAGCUCGUCUGGGUAACAGUCAGGCGAAGGAAACUGUUCAGGAGUACAUAGCUGGAGCUGAGACGGUGGCCGAUGACCCGCUGACCAGGGACUACGUGGUCGUCCGAGCCCGACUCAUGUCGGCCAAGUUGCUUGGCGCCCUGUGUAAGUGCAUCUGUGACCCUCAGCUGAACGCUGCAACUCAGGAGAUCCGGCCUGCUGAGUCUCUGGCCCAGCUGCUGCUGUUCCACCUAAACUCCAAGUCUGCUCUGCAGCGCAUCGCUGUGGCGCUGGUGCUGUGCGAGUGGGCCGCACUGCAGAAGGACUGUCAGGUGGUGUCCUCCAUGGUGCAGCCUCGCCUUCUGGCCAUUCUGGCUGAGCAGUUGUACUACGACGAGAUUGCAAUCCCUUUCACGCGGAUGCAGAACGAGUGCAAGCAGCUGAUCACUCUGCUGGCUGAUGCCAACAUAGACCUUCAGGAUCGCUUCAGCUGUAGUGUUUUCACCAUCGACCAGGCCAACGAGCUGGUAACCACCAUAUUUACCGAAUCAACCGUGGGGCUGAAUCUGAAGACCAAACUGUGGCCGGCGCUGAACAGCAAACGGCAGCAAGCUCAGUCUACAGUGAUGGAGACCAGCUCAGAAUGGCAGCAGCUGCACCUGCGUGUCCACAUGUUCACCGCCUGCGCAGUCAUCAACCUGCAGGUCCUCCCCGACAAACUCAACCCCCUGAUCAGACCUCUGAUGGAGGCCAUGAAGAAGGAGGAGAACACUUUGAUCCAGAGCUAUGCCGCUUCCUUCAUAGCAAAGCUUCUCCAGCAGUGUGCUGGACGCACGCCGUGCCCCAACCCCAAGAUCAUCAAGAACCUCUGUUCCUCUGCCUGCGUGGACUCUGCAGUCACCCCCUCAUCAGCCUGUCCUGUUCCGUCUGCACCAGACGAUGCCAAAAUGGGUGCUUUAGAAAAGGAUGGUAUGCAUCACAUGGUCAACAAAACGCGAGGCAUCAUCACCCUCUACCGUCACCAAAGGGCUGCUUUUGCCGUCACCAGUAAAAGGGGCCCCGCCCCUAAAGCCCCCAAAACCCAGUCGGAGCUUCCUCCCGGCAGCUCCGUUGGAACAGACGGUGAUGAGAACAAAAGGCCGUUUCUCAUCCAGAGACGAGGGGCGGAGUUCUGUCUGACCACUAUUGCCAGGCACUUUGGAGGUGACCUGGUGAAGAGUCUGCCGUACCUCUGGGAGAGCACGGUGGGACCCCUAAGGACCGUGUUACAGGGUCAGUGCAUCGACAGACAAGCUCAGCUGGAGAAAGGAGAUGCUGCUGCUCAGGAGUUGGUCAACUCUCUGCAGGUGUUGGAGCUGAUGGCUGCAGCCAUGGCUCCUGACCUCCGACCUUUGUUACUGCAGCACCUCCCUCAUCUGUUCAACUGCCUCCAGCACCUCUACACGGCAGUGCGACACAUGGCGGCGCGCUGUGUGGGCGUGCUCGGUAAGAUUGCCACUCUGGAGGUCAUGAACAGUUUUCUGGAGUGCGUUCUGCCGUGGUUAGCCGCCAUCGAUGACAUCACCAAACAGGAAGGCGCCAUCGAAGCUUUAGCCUGUGUCAUGGAGCAGCUGGAGGUGGACAUCAUUCCCUACAUUGUUCUGCUGGUGGUUCCAGUUUUGGGGAGGAUGAGUGACCCCAGUGACAGCAUUCGCUUCAUGGCCACACAGUGUUUUGCUACACUCAUCCGCCUUCUGCCACUGGAGGCUGGUAUUCCAGACCCUCCAGCAAUGUCUGCUGACCUGAUUCGCCAGAAAGCCAGGGAGCGCUACUUCCUGGAACAGCUGCUGGAUGGUAGAAAGCUGGAAAACUAUCACAUUCCAGUUCCAAUUAAAGCCGAGCUCAGGAAGUACCAGCAGGAUGGCGUGAACUGGCUGUCAUUCCUGAACAAAUACAAGCUGCAUGGGAUCCUGUGUGAUGACAUGGGUCUUGGUAAGACGCUGCAGUCCAUCUGCAUUCUAGCAGGAGAUCACUACCUCAGGGCACAAGAAUAUGCCAAGACGAAGGCUGCAGACUGCAGCCCCCUCCCCUCUCUGGUGGUGUGCCCCCCCACACUGACUGGCCAUUGGGUGGAUGAAGUGGGAAAGUUCUGCACCAAAGAGUACCUCCACCCGCUCCACUACACGGGGCCCCCGAGCGAGCGCAUGCGGUUGCAGCAUCAGGUGAAAAAGCACAACCUCAUCGUCGCCUCCUAUGAUGUCGUGCGAAAUGACAUCGACUUUUUUAGAAACAUUAAAUUUAAUUACUGUAUUCUUGAUGAGGGUCACAUCAUCAAGAACGGCAAAACCAAACUUUCUAAAGCCAUCAAGCAGCUGGCUGCUAACUUUCGACUCAUCUUAUCGGGGACUCCCAUCCAGAACAAUGUCUUGGAGCUGUGGUCGCUGUUCGAUUUCCUCAUGCCGGGCUUUCUGGGAACGGAGCGGCAGUUUGCCGCUCGCUAUGGAAAGCCGAUCCUUGCCAGCAGAGAUGCCAAAAGCUCUUCACGGGAGCAGGAGGCGGGGGUUCUGGCCAUGGAGGCUCUUCAUCGACAAGUGUUGCCUUUCCUGUUGAGGAGGAUGAAGGAAGAUGUCCUUCAGGAUCUUCCACCAAAAAUUAUUCAGGACUAUUACUGCAACCUGAGUCCCCUACAGGUUCAACUCUAUGAAGACUUUGCCAAGUCUAGAGCCAAGGCCAGCGUGGAGGACAGCAUCUCCACAGCCUCUGCUGAGGAGGAGGAGGAGAAACCAAAGCUGAAGGCCACCGGACACGUCUUCCAGGCGCUUCAGUACCUGCGUAAACUGUGCAACCACCCCAGCCUGGUUCUGACCCCACAGCACCCAGAAUACAAACGGGUCACGGAUCAGCUGGCAGCUCAGAACUCGGGCCUGCGUGACAUUCAGCACGCCCCCAAACUCUCUGCUCUCAAACAGCUGCUCCUGGACUGUGGUCUUGGAGACGGUGGAGGAUCAGAGACGGGCACUGAAGCGGUGGUGGCCCAACAUCGCGUGCUGAUCUUCUGCCAGCUGAAGAGCAUGCUGGAUAUCGUUGAGCACGACCUGCUGAAGCCCAAAAUGCCCACCGUGACCUACUUGAGGUUGGACGGCAGCGUGCCGGCGGGCCUUCGCCAUGCCAUCGUCUCCAGGUUCAACAACGACCCAUCCAUUGAUGUUCUGCUGUUAACCACUCAUGUUGGCGGUCUGGGCUUGAACCUGACUGGUGCAGACACCGUGGUGUUUGUGGAACAUGACUGGAACCCCAUGAGGGACCUGCAGGCGAUGGACCGCGCUCACAGGAUAGGACAGAAACGCGUGGUGAACGUGUACCGGCUGAUCACCAGAGGUACGCUGGAGGAGAAGAUCAUGGGGCUGCAGAAGUUCAAAAUGAGCAUCGCCAACACGGUCAUCAACCAGGAGAACACCAGCAUGCAGAGCAUGGGCACUGACCAGCUGCUCAACCUCUUCACUCUGGACCAGGAGGAGAAGGACGGCAAAGGCGAGCAGUCGUCUUCAACCUCAGGGAAGCCCUCCAUGAAAUCCGUGAUCGACGGUCUGGGAGAGCUGUGGGACCAGCAGCAGUACGACACCGAGUACAACCUGGACAGCUUCAUGCACUCCCUGCACUAGCAAAGCUGCCUCCCCCUCCCCCCAGCAGGCUUUUGCUGGCCAAGCAGGGCCUGGAGCAGCCCGGACGGUUCCAGGACGGCAGUACCGUAAACACAGCCAUGCCCCCCACCCCCCACCCCCACCGUGACUGUAGCUCAGCCUCACAUCCUGACGUGUGAUCAGCUGCUGAUGCACUUUUGUUUCCUGCCCUGAAGCAGACGUUUCAUUUGUAGUUCCAGCAGGAGGCGCUUCCUUUAGAGCCUCCUUCCUGCCGUCUUUGCACACCACUCAGUUUUCAGUGGCGUUUCCCACAGAUCUGCCCUGCAGGUCUUCAAUCUGCACACCGCCAGCACCUGAUGGACACACACCUGCUUUUGUUUUAACAAAGGAGACGAGAAGCCAUAGGAUCUGCCCCCCAGGACUGCUAAGCUAACGGUCCCAGAGCUACACAUGGGAGGAGGUUGGGGGAGGGACAUAGGAGAAUCCCGUUCAGAGACUGAUCCAGCUCAGAAGGGUUCCUGAGAGCCGCUGCAAGUAUUUUAAGAGGAUUGUAUAUAUUUCUGUAAUUGCUGCUUUUUGGUUAUGAUGGUGGAAUGGGAAUACAUUCUGCAAACCUUUCAGA